Messenger RNA from Orycteropus afer afer, 1200 nucleotides. It is a transcript of the gene REN, whose product is annotated as renin. Gene Ontology annotation, biological process: angiotensin maturation. Bases 1 to 1200 code for a protein of 399 amino acids. The transcript is spliced from 9 exons. Gene Ontology annotation, molecular function: aspartic-type endopeptidase activity. The record is from RefSeq and is a predicted model, not a curated record. Lineage: Eukaryota; Metazoa; Chordata; Mammalia; Tubulidentata; Orycteropodidae.
AUGGCUCGCUGGGGACUCCUGCUGGUGCUCUGGGGCUACUGCACCUUCAGUCUCCCUGCGGACUCCAGCAUCUUAAGAAGGAUCUUCCUCAAGAAAAUGCCCUCAGUCCGGGAAAGCCUGAAGGAGCGAGGUGUGGAUGUGGCCAAGCUCAGUGCUGAGUGGAGUCACUUUAACAAGAGAGUCUCCCUUGGCAACGGCACCUCCCCCAUGAUCCUUACCAACUACCUGGAUACCCAGUACUAUGGUGAGGUUGGCAUUGGCACUCCACCCCAGAUCUUCAAAGUCGUCUUUGACACUGGUUCGGCCAACCUCUGGGUGCCCUCCAGCAAGUGCAGCCCUCUCUACACUGCGUGUGAGACUCAUAACCGCUACGACUCUUCGGAAUCCUCCAGCUAUGUGGAGAACGGGACAGAAUUCACCAUCAGCUAUGGAUCGGGAAAGGUUAAAGGUUUCCUGAGCCAGGACGUGGUGACUAUGGGUGGAAUCAUGGUGACACAGACGUUUGGAGAAGUCACAGAGCUGCCUGUAAUACCCUUCAUGCUGGCCAAGUUUGAUGGGGUCCUGGGCAUGGGAUUCCCUUCCCAGGCUGUCAGUGGAGUCACCCCUGUCUUUGACAACAUUGUCUCUCAGGGGGUGCUAAAGGAGGAUGUCUUCUCUGUCUACUACAGCAGGAAUUCCCACCUGCUGGGAGGAGAGAUUGUUCUGGGAGGCAGUGACCCCCAAUAUUACCAGGGGAACUUCCACUACGUGAGCCUCAGCAAGACUGGCCUCUGGCAGAUCAAAAUGAAGGGGGUGUCUGUGAGGUCUGUCACUCUGUUCUGUGAGGAGGGCUGCAUGGCUGUGGUGGACACCGGCGCUUCCUUCAUCACAGGACCCACUAGCUCCCUGAAGCUGCUCAUGGAGACUCUGGGGGCCAAGGAACUGAUCACAAAUGAAUAUGUGGUGAACUGUAACCAAGUGCCUACACUUCCCGACAUCUCUUUCCACCUCGGAGGCAGAGCCUACACACUCACCAGCACGGACUAUGUAUUACAGGACCUUGACAGUAAUGAUGAUGACCUGUGUACACUGGCCAUCCAUGGCCUUGACAUCCCACCACCUACUGGGCCCCUCUGGGUCCUCGGUGCCAGCUUCAUCCGAAAGUUCUACACGGAGUUUGAUCGGCGUAACAAUCGCAUUGGCUUUGCCUUGGCCCUCUGA